UCUGCUAUAUAUAUAUUUUGGUUUAUUAAUCUGUCUGCUAUAUAUAUAUAUUUUGGUUUAUUAAUCUGUAUGCUAUUAUAAAUUUUGGUUUAAACCGAAACACCGAAUUACGUAACCCAAUAACCGAAAUACCGAAAAACCGAAAUAGUUAGGUUCGGUAUUUUGGUUUUUCGGUAUUUAUGCCCACCCCUACUUCAAAUGUUUGCAAAUUUUUUAUUAUAUUGAGAGGAUUCAUAUGUCUUUUUUCUCAAUGCUUUUUAUCAUUUUCUUGCGAGGGAUUCGUUUGUUUUUCAUUCUUGUAAAAAAUGAAUCUAAUUUUACUCAAAUCAUAGAAAAAAUCCUUGAUUCACUACACUCUUCGAGGCAUCCACAAAAUUGAUUUGUCAGUCUGUUUUUCUUCGACAGCAAGCGGACAAGUGGCUUUGAUAUGGCUCCACCAGUUGCAGCAUCUUUUUCUAGUGGGGCAGCUAAGAAGGCAAUAUUGGACUUUAUGUCCCACCAUGCUACUCGUGCGCGUGAGGAUUGUAGAUUUAAUUCAACGAGGAAUCAGUGCUUCGGUUAGCUGGAACUUUUCCCUCAUCAACAGCAACUGUUGUAAUUUGGUAGACUCACAAUUGUUAUCCAGGAACCUGCAGUGGUGGAAUAUAAUUCUUGUUUUAUUAUCUGAAUGGUAUACAAUAUCUAGGUAAGGAAUAGUAGCUUUUCCUUUUAUGCUCUCUCUUCUGGUAGAAAACUACUACUAUGAUUCCUUUGUGUCAAAGGCUAAAUUUUUCAAAAAUUGUAUUAGGUAAUCUGUUGAAUUUUAGCAUUUAAAUCUGUCGUCAGUUAUAACACAUUAAUUUCUCAGUUUUUACAUUUUGAUUUUCAUCACUUUCGAUUCCCGCUUUACUUAUUUCUCAUUAUGCAGAACAAGUUCUGGGUUCUUCCAAGGUUCAUCCAUCUAUUCCUGGAAUGUUACAAAAUGUUUUUCCAACUGAUGCAACUCAGGUUAAUCCAUUAGGUUCAUUCCCUUUCUUGCCAGUCCAAGCCAUGAGUCAGCAAGCUACAAGGCAUGCACGACGAGUCUAUGUUGGUGGCCUUCCACCACUGGCUAAUGAACAGACAAUCUCCGCAUUUUUUAGUCAUGUUAUGAUUGCAGUUGGUGGAAAUUCUGCUGGCCCAGGUGAUGCAGUUGUCAAUGUGUACAUUAAUCAUGAAAAGAAGUUUGCAUUUGUGGAGAUGAGAACGGUCGAAGAAGCCAGUAAUGCAAUGGCAUUAGAUGGAGUUGUUUUUGAGGGUGUUUCCGUCAGGAUUCGAAGGCCCACUGAUUACAAUCCUUCUUUGGCUGCUGCACUUGGUCCUGGCUAUCCAAGCCCUCACCUUAACUUAACUGCUGCUGGACUCAUGCCUGGAGCAACUGGGGAUGCGGAGGAACCUGAUCGUAUUUUUGUUGGUGGAUUACCAUACCUUUUUACUGAAGUGCAGAUAAAAGAACUACUGGAGUCUUUUGGACCUUUGCGUAGAUUUGAGGUGGUGAAGGAUAGAGACACAGGAAACUCUAAAGGUUAUGGUUUCUGCACAUAUCAGGAUCCAUUAGCUACAGAUGUGGCUUGUGCUUCUUUAAACGGCUUAAAAAUGGGUGACAAGACACUGACUGUUCGACGUGCUACCUCUGGCAGUGGGCAGGUGAAAUCUGAACAGGAGUGUAUAUUAGCUCAGGCAAGGCAGCAUAUAGCUAUGCAGAAAAUGGCUUUUGAAGCUAGUGGUAUGACUAUUCCUGGUACAGAGGUAGGGUCUGUUGUGACUGCUGAAAUUCCAACCAAGGUCUUAUGCUUAACUGAGGUGAUUACCCCUCAAGAACUAUUUGACGAUGUAGAGUAUGGAGAAAUUUUGGAAGACAUGAAAGAAGAAGGCCAAAAAUUUGGUGACUUGAUUGAUGUUGUUAUUCCUCGGCCAGAACCUGAUCAAAAAAUGGAGGGUGGUCUUGGGAAGGUAUUUCUCGAGUACUCUGACACUGUUGGUUGCACUAAAGCAAAGGCGGCACUUGGUGGCAGGAAAUUUGGAGGGAAUACCGUUGUUGCCAUUUAUUAUCCCGAAGACAAAUACCAUAACAAGGAUUAUGCCUCUUUAGUUUUCUGAAUAUGUUCCCAUGUUUAGUCUUGUAUAGGUUUAGUGCUUCUAUUCGUUCAUUUAGCUUCUGUUUGGGCUGUUUGAUAUAGUCUCUCUGUUAGGAGAAAUUUUUCAUGUUACAACUUCCUCUUUCAAACUACUGUAAUGAUCAGAUUUUUGAUGCCGCCAAAUUUAAUAUCAAUAUUAUUAUCAAUACUACUAACAUAUAAGCCUUAUGCAA
This is a messenger RNA of Solanum dulcamara, 2329 nucleotides long. RefSeq names its product splicing factor U2af large subunit B-like. NCBI's taxonomy places the organism in Eukaryota, Viridiplantae, Streptophyta, Magnoliopsida, Solanales, Solanaceae. The coding region runs from base 952 to 2118 and encodes 388 amino acids. Gene Ontology annotation, biological process: mRNA processing. Gene Ontology annotation, molecular function: poly-pyrimidine tract binding; pre-mRNA 3'-splice site binding. The transcript has 15 exons. Gene Ontology annotation, cellular component: U2AF complex; nuclear speck; nucleus. The record is from RefSeq and is a predicted model, not a curated record.